Racocetra persica is the source of this 347-nucleotide messenger RNA. NCBI's taxonomy places the organism in Eukaryota, Fungi, Glomeromycota, Glomeromycetes, Diversisporales, Gigasporaceae. The record is from the annotation of a GenBank genome assembly.
AUGAUGCGGGAUUUUAUUUACUCGGCUAGUUUAAAUGGUAAUGCUACCGAGCAAGAGACGAAACAACUCCUUGAACUGAAAGCCCUUGUUAAUGUCAAUGCAAAAGGCGAAAAUCCGAUGGCGGUGGCUCUUUUUUUAACCUUUCUUUCUACUUUUUGCCCGGAUGAAAAUAAGGUCUAUGCUGACACCGAGGAUUUAUUGGAAAACGAGGAGCAAAAAGAGCAAAUAGGUUCGUUCAUGAGUAGUGAAGAUUAUCAAAUUGUCGGUAAAGUCGCUCUUUUUUUGAGUUCAGGAAAUGAAAUUGUUGGCGAGAAAAAAGGAAGCCAUAAAAACAAAAAAGAUAUCCC